UCAGGCUCUGAAUCUGAGCGUGUUGACUCUUAAAAUCUUAAUUAAUACGGUUCAAUAAGGUUUAAAAUUUGACGUAUUUUCCAUUAUUAGUAAUUUUAAAAUUUUUCUUUUGCCUGCUGAACUGGACUUUAUCCAGUUUUGGAAAACAAAAACGGAGCUUCCGUGUGUUGAUUGAAUUUGAAGACAUGUGGCGGCUAUUUUGUUUUUCUCUGUAAUUAUUGAGUUUGCUUAAGGAGGAAGUGCUUCUUUUAAGUCGGUGAGAUUCAUACGAAUUGGUCGUCUGAAUACAUUGAGAGUUUGCUUGGAAAUUGAGAACUUCAACCUUGAAGAAGAUACUUUUAUUUUGCUUAUUAUACAUCUUGGAUUGGAUUCUGAAUUCAUUUUAAUUAUCGGAAUCUUUUGAUUAAUUUGGAUUGGCUUUUGUUCUCUGUAUUGAUAAGGAGACAAUUGAGUUGAUGGGGGGAAACAAUUCUAAGCAGGACAAUAAUUGGAGGCAGAGUUCAUAUGGCCGUUCAAGUUCCUCUUCAUCUUCCUGGAAUUCAUAUCCUCAGCCAGCUUAUGGUCAGGGGGGUCAUGCCUAUGAGCCACAACCAACUCCUUAUCCGACUGCACAACCCUAUUAUGCUCCUCCUCCUCCUACUACUCAAAACUAUGGCUAUGAACAAUCUUAUACUAGUGGUGAAGUCACCCGCCCCGACAAUAGAAGGAAGUUAGAGAGGAAGUAUUCGAGAAUUGCUGAUAAUUACAAUUCCAUAGAUGAGGUGACUGAGGCUCUUGCACGGGCAGGCCUUGAGUCUUCCAAUCUUAUUCUUGGUAUCGAUUUUACUAAGAGCAAUGAAUGGACAGGAAAGAAUUCAUUUAAUCGUAAAAGCUUGCAUCACAUUGGGAAUGUUCCAAAUCCAUAUGAACAAGCAAUAUCUAUUCUUGGGAAAACAUUGGCUGCAUUUGAUGAGGAUAACUUGAUUCCUUGUUUUGGAUUUGGAGAUGCAUCAACACAUGAUCAAGAUGUCUUCAGCUUCUAUCCAGAUGACAGGUUUUGCAAUGGUUUUGAGGAAGUGUUGAGUCGGUACAGGGAAAUUGUUCCUCAUAUUCGACUUGCAGGUCCCACUUCGUUUGCACCAGUUGUUGAAAUGGCCACGACAAUCGUUGAGCAGAGUGGAGGCCAGUACCAUGUUUUGGUUAUAAUUGCAGAUGGCCAGGUUACAAGAAGUGUUGACACUGAAGGUGGGAGACUAAGUCCACAGGAACAGAAGACUGUAGAUGCCAUUGUUGAGGCAAGUAAAUAUCCUCUUUCAAUCAUAUUGGUUGGCGUUGGAGAUGGACCUUGGGACAUGAUGAGAGAGUUUGAUGACAAUAUUCCAGCUCGGGACUUCGAUAAUUUUCAGUUUGUGAAUUUCACAGAGAUUAUGUCAAAGAACAUUCCUCCUUCACGAAAAGAGGCCGCAUUUGCUCUUGCAGCAUUGAUGGAAAUUCCUUCUCAGUAUAAGGCAGCUAUAGAGCUUAAUCUACUUGGCACUCGGAAAGCCAAUGCUCCACAGAGAGUUGCCCUUCCACCACCCAUGCAUGGUUCAGCAUCUCUUGGUGCUUCAAAACCUUACGGAUCAGCAUCUUUUGGCACUUCAAAACCUCAUGCUGCUAAUUUUGAGCCAAGUGUUCCCACUUAUCCGAGUGAUAGCAGCCUAUCUGGCAUGACUCAUCCGGCCCCAACUCCGAAUUAUGACAAUCUGAUUUGCCCCAUAUGUUUGAACAAUGCAAAAGACCUGGCCUUUGGAUGUGGUCAUCAGACAUGUUGCGAAUGUGGACAAGAUCUCGAGACGUGCCCCAUCUGCAGGAGCAUCAUUCACACCAGAAUUAAGCUUUAUUAGAAACUUGUUUGGUUUAAGCUAAAAUUCUUUGAAUAUUUUUUUAUUUAAAUUCAAUUUUAGGGUUAGAUUUGGUUGUGUACAAAUUUAGAUCAAAUGUGUCUCCACCGAAGAAAUGUGGUACCUCAUCUGCCGUUUGAGUUGUAAGUUGUAAUGUGGUGCUACUCUCUACAUGUACAGUGUGAAAUUGCUGUUGAAAAGAUCUAAUGACCAAUAAAAAGAUGAUGAAAAGAUAUUAAUUUUUGUUUAA
Arachis stenosperma is the source of this 2112-nucleotide messenger RNA. RefSeq names its product E3 ubiquitin-protein ligase RGLG2-like. The record is from RefSeq and is a predicted model, not a curated record. The transcript is spliced from 11 exons. Lineage: Eukaryota; Viridiplantae; Streptophyta; Magnoliopsida; Fabales; Fabaceae. Bases 456 to 1865 code for a protein of 469 amino acids.